CGUCAUUUCGGACGAUAAGCUCCAAGCGGCCACUCGCCGAUAAAACCGUCCCACCCACUCCGCCCACUCCCCCUCCUCCGCCGUCGCCUCUCCACUUUCCCCCAUCCUUCUCCGCCGUCGCCGUCGCGGUCGCGUCCCAGUCCGAAGAGCCUCCGACUCCGAUGGCCAACCGCUGGGUCCGACCCGAGGUGUACCCGCUGUUCGCGGCGAUGGGCGUGGCCGUCGGCAUCUGCGGGUUUCAGCUCUUCCGGAACAUCACCGGCAACCCGGAAGUCAGGGUAAACAAGGCAGGGAGGGCAGCUGGUGUGCUUGAGAACCAUGAGGAGGGGAGGCGUUACGCCAUGCAUGGCCUAAGAAGCUUUGUGCAUGAAAAGACCCCUGAGAUCAUGCCUGCUAUUAACAAGUUCUUCACUGACCCCAAGUGAAGCAUGUUGAUGGUUCUACUGCUACUUGCCAUUGGGGAUUGUACCCUUUUCUGGCAGUUCGAUGUGUUGUGCCGUCCAUAAAUUGGAAGACAUCUCUUACUCUUAUUAAAAGUACCGUAUGAGUGCUUGGUAAUGGCUUGCUAUAUGUAUGAUGGUGAAUGAGUUUGGUCGUCCCUCUUUGAUGUUCAUACUCCAGUCAUCUGUCAUGUGGAUUUGCUGUGCUUCAAUGAUAAAACUGUCAGCCAACGUUCAUUUGGAUA
Sorghum bicolor (sorghum) is the source of this 685-nucleotide messenger RNA. RefSeq lists its product as uncharacterized. The transcript has 3 exons. The record is from RefSeq and is a predicted model, not a curated record. Lineage: Eukaryota; Viridiplantae; Streptophyta; Magnoliopsida; Poales; Poaceae. Bases 162 to 425 code for a protein of 87 amino acids.